AUGACAGAAUUUAUAUUUAAGUGAACUAUUCCUUUAAAUGGGUUAGAAAAGCACUGCAAAGUUCAGUUAAUUCUAUUUAAUUUUAAAUCAAUUAAGUGUCUUUUUCAAACUGUUAUCAAGCUAAAAACAAAUGUUUUAAAGUGCAAAUGUAUGAAAAGUUGUCUAAUGUUGUCCCUAUGCACUCCAGCUAUGUCACUGAACCGUCUCCAGACACACAGUAACGCAGCAGUCACUCAGCUGGGCUCCAUGCUCUUCACCAGACAGGUGUCUGGGGCCAGGGUGGUCCCACUGGGUGUGGAACAGAACGUGAGUGGACACACGUUCAAUGGCUUCAUGUCACACACGGAUUCCUAUCCGUGCCCGUACCUUAAUGCAGCCUCCGCUAUUGGAAUAACCAAAGAAGACAUAACAUUGUGCAUCAAGAGACUCGAAAAAUGCCUCAAGAGCCUUAGCAAAGAAGACUCUGCAGAGAAGAGCGAGUCAGUAUCUCCUGCUGAAGAUUUGAAAGACCAAACCGUCCCUUAAUGCUCCGGUUGUUUAAAUAUGAUUCAUAUUUUCACAACUUGAUAUUGUGGCAAGCCUUGUGUGUGUGAAUGUUGAUAUAGCACCGUAUGGCCACAAAUGCAUCUGUUUGUUUUCUCUCUGUGUUGAGACUUCUGUUUGAAAGCUGUGUAUCCUGACUGACAAUAAAUACAGAUUAUGUCACCAUUUUAAA
Pimephales promelas (fathead minnow) is the source of this 715-nucleotide messenger RNA. The record is from RefSeq and is a predicted model, not a curated record. Lineage: Eukaryota; Metazoa; Chordata; Actinopteri; Cypriniformes; Leuciscidae.